AUGUUUUUCAAGCUUUUAAUGACCUUCUUUGUUGCGUCGAUGGUUGUUGAAUCCAUUGACACCAACAAAAUUAUUCCCACUUAUCAAAAUUGGUCAAACUCAAUCUAUGAACAACUAGAAUCUGAUAAUGUUUUGACACUUUAUUUUCAAAAUUGGAAGCCAUUAGGCUCUUUACAAAUCAAAUAUCCUGAAGAUAGACUGGUUGAAUUGGGUAAUUAUUUAUCACCUUUAGAAACUUCUUCAAUUCCUAUUGAAUUCACUUUUAAAUCAUUCACGCCAAUCACAAAACAGUUCAAAAAGGAAUACUAUUCAAUCACUUUAACUGAUCUUGAUUCAAACCCUGGUGAUGGUGGCUCGUAUUCAUACGAAAAAUGUCAUUCAAUUUGGCAAAAUUUGAAAUUUAAUGAAGAUGAUUUCACAAUAAUCGAAAAUCCAGAUGAUAAAAAGUCAUUCAUAACAACAUUUGAUAUUACAAGUUUCCAAAAGUCUCAAUUAAUGGAGUAUAUUGGGCCUGGACCAAAACCGAAUACUGAUGUUCAUCGUUAUGUUUUCAUUUUGUUUAGACAACCUUUUGGGAAAUUACCAAAUCACAAAUUGAGAUUUAGAGAAAGAUGGGGAUCUAAAUAUGAAGGACAUGGUGUUGAAGAUUGGGCUAAUUAUUAUGGGCUAAAACCUAUUGCCAUUAAUUAUUUCAAGUCAUCAAAUGAAGAUUAA
Molecule: messenger RNA, 714 nt
Organism: Hansenula anomala
Lineage: Eukaryota; Fungi; Ascomycota; Saccharomycetes; Phaffomycetales; Wickerhamomycetaceae
Product: YbhB/YbcL family Raf kinase inhibitor-like protein
Exons: 1
Coding region: 1-714 (237 amino acids)
Biological process (GO): regulation of Ras protein signal transduction; regulation of proteolysis
Molecular function (GO): peptidase inhibitor activity; phospholipid binding
Source: RefSeq, a predicted model, not a curated record